AUGAAUCCAUCCAAGAAAAAGAAGAAUAGUUUUUCACGCAGUAGUAGGUUCCGGAGAGCAUGGAGAGGUGAACGCCGGAAGAUUAUGACUAAAGCUGGAGAGGAACAAAGGGGUGGUGAUGGAAUACAAUUUCAAUUACAUUAUCGAGGACUAACCAUUGAUGCUGAUAGAUGGGUGGAAGAAAGUUCGAAAUGUCAAUAUUUACCAGAAGAUGAGAUGAUUCUACUCUGUGAUAUGUUGGUUACUCGUCUAUCGCAUGAAUCGAAUGUUGUUGAAAUAAGUUCACCAGUGACUGUUUGUGGUGAUAUACAUGGACAAUUUUAUGACUUGUUAAAAUUGUUUGAAACAGGUGGCCGUGUGCCAUCUACCAGAUAUGUUUUCAUGGGCGAUUACGUUGACAGAGGGUACUAUAGCUUGGAAACUCUGACAUAUUUGUUCACAUUAAUGCUCAGGUAUCCAGAAUCAAUAACACUUUUGCGAGGAAAUCAUGAAUCUCGACGUAUUUCAGCUGUUUAUGGAUUUUAUGAUGAAUGUGUACAGAAAUAUGGACAUGCCAUGGUUUGGCGAUGUUGUUGUAAGGUAUUUGAUAUGUUACCUGUUGGCGCUCUAAUUGAUGACCACAUUUUAUGCGUUCAUGGUGGAUUAUCACCGGAAAUCAAAACUCUUGAAAAGAUGUUUAUUUUGGACAGAGCUGUUGAAAUUCCGAGCAAAGGUGCUUUAUGUGAUUUAGUAUGGUCUGAUCCGGAGCCAACGGAAGAGGGAUGGGAAUUAAGUCCAAGAGGUGCCGGAUGGCUUUUCGGUCAGGAGGUAACUAAACGUUUUAUGCAUACCAAUGACCUUACAUUAAUAUGCCGGUCUCAUCAGCUGGUGCUGGAGGGUUUCAAAUAUAUCUGGGAUGACAUGCUAUGCACCGUCUGGUCUGCGCCAAAUUAUUGUUAUCGUUGUGGGAAUGAAGCAGCAAUUCUUCAAAUAAGUUCAAAUGAACGUCAAGUAAAAUACUUUGAUGAAGCCAGUGAUAGUGAGCGUGAAAAACCGGAUCGUAUUGUUGCACCGUACUUUUUGUAAACAUUUCAUUCAGCAGAUUUUUUGAGAAAAAUUUCUUCAUUCUCUUAUGUCAGAUGCCGGCUUUUUUGCAUUUUUGCGAUCUCUUUUUCAAUUUUUUCAUCGUGUUAAUGAAGAAUGCUAGUGAUGUUACAAUACUUUUUGCAGAUAAACCAAAUUUACUUAGAUAUGUUUUUUCCCGUCUUUAUUUCGUUUUUUCUUUUCUAUUGUAAGCAAAAAGAGACGUAAGUG
This is a messenger RNA of Loa loa (African eye worm), 1293 nucleotides long. RefSeq lists its product as hypothetical. Gene Ontology annotation, cellular component: cytoplasm. The coding region runs from base 1 to 1065 and encodes 354 amino acids. Gene Ontology annotation, biological process: peptidyl-serine dephosphorylation; G1/S transition of mitotic cell cycle. The transcript is spliced from 8 exons. NCBI's taxonomy places the organism in Eukaryota, Metazoa, Nematoda, Chromadorea, Rhabditida, Onchocercidae. The record is from RefSeq and is a predicted model, not a curated record. Gene Ontology annotation, molecular function: protein serine/threonine phosphatase activity.